Messenger RNA from Closterium sp. Naga37s-1, 525 nucleotides. Lineage: Eukaryota; Viridiplantae; Streptophyta; Zygnematophyceae; Desmidiales; Closteriaceae. The record is from the annotation of a GenBank genome assembly.
AUGACGGCCGGAUCACCUGCUGCUCCACUGGCUGCUGCCCGUCCUCCAUCUGAAGAAAAGAAGAAGAAGAAGAAGAAGAAGAAGAAGAAGAAGAAGAAGAAGAAGAAGAAGAAGAAGAAGAAGAAGAAGAAGAAGAAGAAGAAGAAGGAGGAGGAGGAGGAGGAGGAGGAGGAGGAGGAGGAGGAGGAGGAGGAGGAGGAGGAGGAGGAGGAGGAGGAGGAGGAGGAGGAGGAGGAGGAGGAGGAGGAGGAGGAGGAGGAGGAGGAGGAGGAGGAGGAGGAGGAGGAGGAGGAGGAGGAGGAGGAGGAGGAGGAGGAGGAGGAGGAGGAGGAGGAGGAGGAGGAGGAGGAGGAGGAGGAGGAGGAGGAGGAAGAAGAAGAAGAAGAAGAAGAAGAAGAAGAAGAAGAAGAAGAAUGCUGCGAGCUGCGACUCCUCGGAGAUGGGGACGAUGUGGUACGUCACAAAGUGGUCGAUGAUCAGGUGCAGGAAGCGCACGCGCGCAGCCUCGAUCGGCAGCAGAUCUGA